GUCUAAAAAAUGGAAGAUCUUUUAUUUGUUUUUUUUUUAGUUGGUAUGUCAUUAUGCAGUUUUAUAAUUAAUUGCAAACAAUGGUGGCACAUAGAACCAAGAUAACUUGUCUUUCUUGUCAUGCAGUUCUUUAUGAGGCUUAUAAUUACUAAUUCUGUAAUUUUUCGAAGAUUGAGGUUAGAAUCCACGCCGAUUGCUGCAACGAGACCAAAACGUUUGAUCCCUGCGAAAUAUUUUGGUAGCCAAGCAAAGAUAAAAAUGGUAAAAUAUUUGAAACAGUCGGAGGCAAAAAAUAUUGAUAAGGAAUUGUUUAAUAAUUAUAAAUUUAGCGUCGAUCAAUUGAUGGAAUUGGCUGGUUUAAGUUGUGCAAUUGCUAUCGCUAAAUGUUAUCCACUUUCCGAAAAUGGUUCAAAGAAAAUUCUGGUUUGUUGUGGACCUGGAAAUAAUGGUGGAGAUGGGUUGGUGUGUGCAAGACACCUGAAGCUUUUUGGUUAUGAUCCAGAGGUUUACUAUCCCAAACGAACGAGUAAUCCUCUCUACGAAAACCUUUUGCACCAGUGUUUAAAAAACGAGAUUCCAGUUUUGGAAAGUACCGAACACUUCAAGAAACUCGAAGAAUAUCGUACGAUAGUAGAUGCUUUAUUCGGAUUUAGUUUUAAACCUCCAGUAAGGCCAGAAUUUUCAGCCGUAGUUGACAUUCUCAAAAACUCUUCAGUUCCUGUGUGCAGUAUAGACAUACCUUCGGGUUGGGAUGUUGAAAAUGGUCCACCUGCAGAUGGAGAUAUUAAGCCUGAAAUGCUAAUUUCGCUGACAGCGCCAAAAUUGUGCGCUCACCAUUUCAAAGGAAAGUAUCACUUCUUGGGUGGACGAUUCUUACCUUCCGAACUUGAGGCAGCUUACGAACUGAAUCUUCCAAAAUAUCCUGGAACGGAGUUGGUUGUUGCAUUGUAAAGAUAAAGAUGUUUCUAUAAUUUUAACGUAUUUUCAUACAUUUUUUUGUAAUUUUAUUGUUUUAUGUUGGUUACAAGGGCUGAUUAAUUUUUAUUAUAAAACAAUAUUUAAAAAUGGAACAAAAGUGCAAAUAAAAUGAAUGGUCAAUUAGAAAUUUUGAUUCCAAAUAAAUACACAUAAGAAACGAUCGUAUGUUUGAAAAUUACACCUCAUUGCAAUUUAAAAUAUGCAUGAAGCAUUAAAAAUGAGAAGAAUCCUGGUAAGUUAUUAUAAUUUUUCGAAGAUUGGGCUUGAAU
Belonocnema kinseyi is the source of this 1247-nucleotide messenger RNA. RefSeq names its product NAD(P)H-hydrate epimerase (gene Naxe). Gene Ontology annotation, molecular function: NAD(P)HX epimerase activity. Gene Ontology annotation, cellular component: mitochondrion. Lineage: Eukaryota; Metazoa; Arthropoda; Insecta; Hymenoptera; Cynipidae. The record is from RefSeq and is a predicted model, not a curated record. The transcript is spliced from 2 exons. Bases 121 to 951 code for a protein of 276 amino acids.